UCCAUUCUUUAGUAGAAUUUUGUGCCCCAGCCAGUGGUGUAAAAAAAUAAUAUGACAUCCAACGUAUGGUAGAUCUCUUGCAAUUACAACUUCAAUACCAUGCUAUGGAAUUCACUUUAGGACUUUUACUUAUUCUUCUGUUAUCAGGUGAUACUUCUGCACAAGGUACCAACGAAUGCGCCAGCAACCCAUGCCAAAACGGUGGCAUAUGCACUGAUGCUGCCGACAGAUACUUGUGCAACUGUCCUCAGGGAUGGUUGGGUACAAAUUGCUCAGAACCGGUGGAUGCGUGUGUUGGUAUCACUUGCUUUAAUGGUGGAGUUUGCAACAAUCACCAAUUCUAUGCGACCUGCCUCUGCACUACAGGAUUCGUGGGUGUCGCCUGUCAAGACCCUGUUUCAGCGUGUGUGCCGAACCCUUGCCGUAAUGGUGGAACUUGCAGUGAUCUUGGUACUCCAACCAGGUUCACCUGUACUUGUCCAGCAGGUUUUACAGGGAACAUUUGUACAGUGUUAAUUGAUGGAUGCGCAGCAUUUUCUGUUGAUGAACCUUUCUGUAUGAAUGGUGGAACAUGUACUGUAAUCCAAUCGCAACUAACUUGUGUCUGCUCUUCGGGUUUUGCAGGCACACGGUGUGAAAACGAAGUUCAGACUUCUUGUUCAAGUCAGCCAUGUUUAAAUGGUGGCAUGUGUGUAGUUAGAGAUGAUGGCAGUUACAUUUGUAUGUGUUCAUCGGGUAUUGUUGGAACUAACUGUGAAAUUUCAUUAUUAGCUGAUGAUUUCUGUGCACUCCUGCAACCCUGCUUCAAUGGUGCGAUGUGUGUAAACCAAGCUGGAGGCAGUGUAGUGUGCCUGUGCACUUCAGGAUUUAUGGGCAUCCAGUGCAAAACACCUACUGUAGAUGCCUGUUUAAGUUCCCCGUGUCAGAAUGGAGCAACUUGCAGCAGUGACAAUGGAGUAUUCCAGUGUGAUUGUUCGUCAGGCUUUACAGGUGUAACAUGUGAUACAGUUGUACUGCCAUGUGCAAGUAUUCCUUGUUUGAAUGGCGCCACCUGUGUUAACAAUGGACUUGAAUAUUCAUGUACAUGUCCAGCUGGUUACCAAGGCGACCGGUGUGAAAUUUUUAUUAGUAAGUUAAUAAAUAUUUUGUCAAGAGACAGAGAAAAUGUGAGUCUAAUCUUGGAUAAGUUUGAUCACCCAGUUGGUCAAAAUUGCCUUUGUGUACGGUUUGAUAAAUUCCCUUAUCGUGUAGAAGCGAAUUCAAUGGCUGACCAACUGCCAUGUCAGAGUGAUCCAUGCCUUAAUGGUGGAAUCUGUUCGAAUUUUGGGACAUCUUUCUUCUGUCAGUGUCCAGAUGGCUUCAGUGGUGUGAACUGUGAAACAGUAGUUAGUGCAUGUGACAGCAAUCCAUGUCUUAAUGGAGCCACUUGCUUGAGUCCAGUUUCUGGAACAUCAUUUUUUUGUCAGUGUCCAACAGGCUUCAGUGGUCUUACUUGCGAAACAACAGUUAAUCUGUGUGACAGUAAUCCAUGCCUUAAUGGAGCAACCUGCAUUGAAUUAGUGACAUCAUAUUCCUGUCAGUGUCCAGCAGGCAUCAGUGGUUUGAAUUGUGAAACCAUAGUUCUACCAUGUAACAGCAACCCAUGCCUUAAUGGAGCAACAUGCAUGAAUUUAGAGACAUCAUAUUCCUGCCAGUGUCCGGCAGGUCUCAGUGGGGAGAACUGUGAAACAAUAGUUCUACAAUGUGACAGCAAUCCAUGCCUUAAUGGAGCAACAUGCCAGGAUUUUGGGACAUUCUUUUUGUGUCAGUGUCCAGAAGGCUUCACUGGUACAAAUUGUGAAGCAAUAGUUCUCCCAUGUGACAGCAACCCAUGCCUCAAUGAUGGAACCUGCAUGUAUGUAGGGGCAUCAAUUUUCUGUCAGUGUCCUGCAGGCUUCACUGGUAUGAAUUGUGAAACCAUAGUAAUGCCAUGUGACAGCAACCCUUGUCUUAAUAAUGGCUCCUGCUUGUCUACAGCUAACUCCUACAUAUGUCAGUGUCUUGAGCAAUAUUUUGGAACAAAUUGUGAAAAUGAAGUUCCACUACCGUGUGGUAGCGACCCUUGUCUCAAUGGUGGGCAGUGCAUGAACAGUGAUAAUGGAUAUACUUGCAAUUGUCUUGCUGGAUAUUCAGGAUCGAAUUGUCAAUUUCAAGAAUCUUUGUGUGACACUUUUCCAUGUUUAAAUGGAGGUACUUGUUUGUCAUUGAAUCCAUCUGCUUAUGUCUGUUUUUGUGCAUCAGGUUUCACAGGUGUGAGAUGUGACAUUAGAGAUGCACCUACUGAAUCUGGAAUGACAACAGAACAAUUGGAGGCAACUGGUGCCAUUACUAACCAAAUAACAGAGGCAGUUACCAUGACUUCAACAUCAGGAGUUACUGAGGGGGUUUCACUCCAAACCAUUCCUCCAGCAAUGACAACGUUUGCCAAGGAUUCAACUGACACCAUGGAUGAGGUGACUACAAUGUCAGCCAAGAUUGGAACAGAUGCACCAGAGAUGACUACACAAGUUUUGACAACUGAAAUUUCAAGCUUUGAAAAUUCAACCACACCACCUCCUCUACCACCCCGUUCAAUCUCACCACCUCCUCCACCACCACCACCCCCACCACCACCACCAACAUUUGAAAUGAGGCAAAAUGAGACAACAGAAGAAGUAACCACUGAAAUGACAGAGAUGGUAACAGAUGAAUUCGUAACUGAAAUGAUGCCAACUGAAAUUCCAACCUUAAUUAAUUCAACAACACCCACUCCACCACCUCCACCUACCCCACCCCCACCACCACCACCAACAACAUUUGGAAUGAAGGAGAAUAAGACAGAAGAAGUAACCACUGAAACAACAGAUAUGGUGACAGAUGAAGUUGUAACUGAAGUGAUGCCAACUGAAAUUCCAAUCACAGAUAAUUCAACAAGACCCACUCCACCACCUCCACCAACACCACCCCCACCACCACCACCUACAACUUUUGGAAUGAGACAGAAUGAGACAACAGAAGAAGUAACUACUGAACCAAUGGAUAUGGUAACAGAUGAAGUUGUAACUGAAGUGAUGCCAACUGAAAUUCCAACAUCAGAUAAUUCAACAAGACCUACUCCACCACCUCCUCCGACACCACCCCCACCACCACCACUCACAACAUUUGGAAUGAAGGAGAAUGAAACAGAAGAAGUAACCACUGAAACAACAGAGAUGGUGACAGAUGAAGUUGUAACUGAAGUGAUGCCAACUGAAAUUCCAACAUCAGAUAAUUCAACAAGACCUACUCUACCACCACCUCCUCCUCCAACACCACCCCCACCACCACCACCACCCACAACAUUUGGAAUGAAGGAGAAUGAAACAGAAGAAGUAACCACUGAAACAACAGAGAUGGUGACAGAUGAAUUUGUAACUAAAGUGAUGCCAACUGAAAUUCCCACAUCAGAUAAUUCAACAAGACCUACUCCACCACCUCCUCCUCCUCCGACACUACCUCCACCACCACCACUCACAACAUUUGGAAUGAAGGAGAAUGAAACAGAAGAAGUAACCACUGAAACAACUGAGACGGUGACAGAUGAAGUUGUAACUAAAGUGAUGCCAACUGAAAUUCCAACAUCAGAUAAUUCAACAAGACCUACUCCUCCACCUCCCCCUCCACCGACACCACCUCCACCACCACAACCAACAACGUUUGAAAUGAAGGAAAAUGAGACUGAAGAAGUAACCACUGAACCAACAAAGAUGGUGACAGAUGAAGUUGUAACUGAAGUUAUGCCAACUGAAAUUCCAACCGUAGAUAAUUCAACAAGACCCACUCCACCACCUCCUCCUCCACCAACACCGCCUCCACCACCACCACCAACAACGUUUGAAAUGAAGGAAAAUGAGACUGAAGAAGUAACCACUGAACCAACAGAGAUGGUGACAGAUAAAGUUGUAACUGAAGUUAUGCCAACGGAAAUUCCAACCGUAGAUAAUUCAACAACUUCCACUCCACCACCUCCCCCUCCACCGACACCACCUCCCCCACCACGACCAACAACGUUUGGAAUGAAAAAGAAUGAUACAGAAGAAGUAACCACUGAAACAACGGAUGCGAUAACAGAUGAAGUUGUAACUGAAGUGCUGCCAACUGAAAUUCCAACCUUAGAUAAUUCGACGAAACUUACUCCACCACCUCCAACCCCCCCACCACCACCAACAACGUUUGGAAUGAGGCAAAAUGAGACAGAAGAAGUAACUACUGAAACGACAGCGGUGGUGACAGAUGAAGUUGUAUCUAAAUUGAUGCCAACUGAAAUUCCAACCAUAGAUAAUUCAACAACAUCCACUCCACCACCUCCCCCUCCACCGACACUGCCUCCACCACCACCAACAACGUUUGAAAUGAAGGAGAAUGAGACAGAAGAAGUAACCACUGAAUUGACAGAGAUGGUGACAGAUGAAGUUGUAACUGAAAUGAUGCCAACUGAAAUUCCAAGCUCAGAUAAUUCAACAGCAACCACUCCACCACCUCCUCCUACACCACCCCCACCACCACCACCAACAACGUUUGGAAUUAAGGAGAAUGAUACAACAGAAGAAGUAACUACUGAAACAACAGAUAUGGUGACAGAUGAAGUUGUAACUAAAGUGAUGUCAACUGUUAUACCAAUUUCUAAGACUUCUAAAACACUUCCUCCUCCUCCACCAUCAUCUCCUCCACCUCCAUCGACAACAUUUGGAAUUCAGCAGAAUGUAACAGAGGAACUAGUGACUGAAAAUGUAACAGAGAUGGAAAAGCUUGCAACUGAAGCUACUUCUAUGUACUCUUCUGUUGAGAGAACAACUUCACCAGAAGUCGACCAAGUGACACAAUCUGUGCCAAUGAAUCCCUCAACUGUUGUUCCACCAGUUGUAACUACAGCUGCUGCUGCGCCAGUUGAUCCAUGUCUGAGCAAUCCUUGCUUAAAUAGCGCCACAUGUGCUUCUACCGAUGACAGGUUCUUUUGCAUCUGCACAGAUGGAUUUACUGGACCACUAUGUGAAAGAAUUGCACCUUGCGCAUCUAAUCCUUGCCUGUCAGGAGGAAACUGUGUAGCAGAUGAGAAUGGCUUCACCUGUAUAUGUCCACCUGGUUUUACAGGUGACCUUUGUCAAACAGUAUCACCAUGUGAAAGUAACCCGUGCAAGAAUGGCGCGCAGUGCACAUUUGAUUCGUCCACGUUUAUCUGCACCUGUGGACUAGGCUGGAUGGGACCCACCUGUGAAACUCCGGCAAAUGCUUGUGCUCCAAUGGUGUGUAUGAAUGGUGGUGUAUGUGAUGACAGACAAUUCUAUGCAGUCUGCAUCUGUCCAGCUGGGUAUUCAGGUGCCACCUGUGAGAUAAUGGCCAUGCCAUGCGCUAGUGAUCCUUGCUUAAAUGGUGCCACCUGCUUGGAAGAAGGAGAUGAGUUCAGGUGUGAGUGUAGCGGUGGGUUUAAAGGGCCAACCUGUGCACAAGUGGCUGCUUGCUUUAGCAAUCCAUGCCAAAAUGGCGGCGAGUGUAUUGAGACAGGCGAGGAAUACUCCUGUUUGUGCCCUGCAUCAUGGAGUGGACAAGAUUGCUCUAUGCAAAAUGAUCUUUGUGCACUAAACCCUUGUCGGAAUGGUGGGAUAUGUAAUAAUCGUGGCACAUUUGUGUUUUGCACCUGCCCUGCGGAGUUUAGUGGAAUUGAUUGCGGAACAAGAAUCACACCAACAGAAGCAUUAAUUCCAGAACAGCCAACUACUCAAGCUUCACUUAGCUCUGUAUCGAUGGCACCCCAAACUGAAGCAGGACAGGGAACUAUCAAGCCAAGUGUUACAGCUGCUACUCCAGCUGUUGGUAUUGUGUCUACACCUAGUGCUACAGACCCAAUUGAACCAAGCAACUUUACUCUCGGUGAAAAUCCUGGGAGUGACAGCGUCACAAUGCGAUGGGCUCUUGAGCCAGGUGAUAAUACUACCGCCAUACAAGUAGAUGUCCAUGAAGUGACUCCAUCGCGUCGUCGUAGGAGGCAGGAAAACGAGUACUGGAUCAGCUCACCAUUAUUGCCUGCAAAUGUGACUACAUACAGCUUGAAGAAUUUAAAACCUGACACAGUUUACAUCACACGUCUCGUUUUAUAUGAUGCACAAAUGAACAAACACUACAGCAAGCAAGUUCCAUUCAAAACAGCAGUGGCACCCGAGGUAAAUGCUGCAGUCGAUAAUCUAGAUUCAGGAACAAGCUCAGAAUCUAGCGAUAUCCUGUUUUACUCCAUGAUAGCUCUUGCGUUGGUCAUCUUAGUCGUCUUUGUUGCCGCCGUUGUUUUUAUGACUGUAUGUACUGCCAACAACUCUUCAUCAUACAAUCCAGAUAUAGACAGGUCCCGUCAGAAGUCAGGAAAAUUAGUGGACAUUUCAUACGAUAUUGAAGCCAGCAUCGAGACAGUUGAGGUACAACAGAUGGCUGUUGAGCCAGAUGUUUGGGAGAUUCCUAAUGGAAAGCUGACCGUGGAAAACGUAAAGGAGUACGGAUCAUUUACAGAAGUUUGUUACGGCACUUUGGAGACACGAGGCCAUGCCAGACCAGUGUUUGUUAAAAAGCUUAGAGAUUCCUUCUCAGAAGUUGAUGUGAAGAAGUUGAUGGCUGAACUGGAGAUUGUGAGUCAUGUUGCAUACCACCAGAAUAUUGUGAAUCUAAUCGGUGCUAUUACUCAAGAUCAGAUAAAGCUAGUAUUUGAGUACUGUGAGCUAGGUCGUUUGAAUGAAUGGUUGGUGUCACUACGGGAAACUCAUCAGCCCCUUGCAGUUCAUGCACCUGGAUUUGACCCAUUGUCUCCUAUAAUGCCUCACACUCUGAAAAUUGCAUCAGAUAUUGGCAAGGGAAUGGCACACUUAGCUUCUAUGAAGUGUACCAAACACAGUCUGGGAGUACGUAAUGUCUUGUUGACCAGUGACUUGACAGCCAAGGUUUGUGAUUAUGGAAUGGGUGCUUACACAGAUGCCAACUUCUUUGCAGGUGCUAAAGUAGUACAUAGUUCUCCACAUGCAAGGUGGAUGUCCUAUGAGACAUUGUUGUAUAACUCUUACUCUGAGAAGAGUAAUAUCUGGACAUUUGGCAUUAUUUUGUGGGAGAUCUUGACAUUUGGUGAUAAACCCUACAAGGACAUUCAGUUGGAGAAGUUCAGAGGCCAUCUGAAGGAAGGUCAUCGACUUCCUAAGGUGCAGACCAUUCCAGCUGAUCUGUACACACUGAUGUCGCAAUGCUGGAAGCUGCAACCUAAGGAAAGACCAACCUUUGACUACGUCAAUGACGUACUGAACAAGCGUUGUGGUAACCUUGACUUACAGGAUCCUGAUAGAAGAAAAGAGGUGUUUGAAUCACUUGCUACUAUUGGUGCAGCUAGUGAUCACCUGACUGCUUCUCACAUCAAACAGCUUGAGCACCUAACAACUUGCAAUAUUCAAAAUCCCUGUAUUGCCAGUCGCCUGAUGGCCAUACAGUAUGCUGGUACCGUAUUCCCUGGUAACCAUGUUCCAUCUAAAUUUGUUCUCCUCCUUGGAUGUGGUGAUCAGAAUGAUACAGUACGUGGUGAAGCGGUGAACAUACUUCGUGCCCACACGAAACUGAGCGAAGCGGAUGUGACAUUGAACCAACCGACUGGAACCUCCAUGCCAUCAUUUCCUGAGAUGGUGUUGCACGUGAGGUCAAAGGUAGCUGCUGCAGAAGCGAUGAAUACACCAAAGCUGAAGUCACAAGGCCCUUUGGGUACCUUCACUAUCCCAUUCCACCCGAAGUCAUUUGAGAAGAUAUCUGUUUACUUAAGAAUGUGCUUAGCAUAUUCUGCUGGAGUAACACCAAAUGUAACCACAAUUGAACAAAUGCAGAAGCAAGGCACAGCACUUCAUACAUACAUUGAAGUCCUUCUACAGAACUAUAGUGGGAGUCCACACAACCCUCUGAUGACUUACCUCGGCCUACUUAGGCAGUAUGUUUCAGCUAUUGGAGGUGGGCCUGCCAUGCUCAGGCUGCUGGAGCUUGCAUCUGUUGCUCCUGGUAAAGUUGGGCCCGAGUUUGCUGCCAAAACAGAACAUUUAAAGGCUCUGGUAGAGUCGUCAGAUGCUGAAAUGAGGGAGUAUGCAGCAAGAAUGUAUGGCAUUGUUGCUUGCUAUAUGGAGCGGCCUAGUCUCAGGCAGGACCUUAAACAUUUCAUACACUCCAUCGACCAUGAUAACUAUGCCACUCAGCAAGGUUCGAUAUUGGCUAUUGGUCACAUGGUAGGUAAGCUGAUUGAGAAGGAGAAUCAAGAUGGAAAGAACUACAUCCAACGGGAUAGAGACAGUGCCGAUUCCGCUGAAGAUGAUGUAUAUAAUGACGCAAUGAAAGCAAUUGCUGUGAAGCUUGAGUGUAGCAACCAUGAUCUUGUGGCAGCUGCAUGCGACGCCAUCGCUACCAUUGCAUGCCUUGGUUCCCUGCCACUCAUUGGUGGUGGCAAUGGUAGUUUCAAAGGAAAAGUGAAAGGUAGUACCUCAGUAACCAAACACUACGUGGUUCAAAAACUUACAGACUUGCUCACUAAAGACUGCUAUGAAGAAAAGGUGAAGAUGAAAGCUGGUAGAGCACUUGGUAACCUUGCAGUUGGAGAAGCAGAUUUUCCUUACAAAGACAUUGUAAUGGAAGUCCUAUCUAAUAGCAUUGAGAUUACAGCAAACAAGAGGCCUGACCACAUAAAGCUGCACUUCAGCCUAGCAGAUGCAUUGGGUGCCGCCUUUCAGGGUGGGACUGCCCCAUCAGGGCGAGACCAGUGGUUGGAGGUGACAGAAAAUGAUGGCCUAGGACAACCAGUCAAUGGAAACCUUAGCGAAUACAUUGACACACUGUUACUUGGCUUCAGGAACAGAGACAAUCAGAAGUACAGAGAGGCUGUUUGUGUCCGGCUUUUGGUUCUAGUCGAAAUAUUUCAUCAGCGUGAGGAAAUUAUGAGUCAGUUACCAGCACUUAGAAAUGUUAUUACUCAGAAGGUUCAGGAAUGGGAUGCUUCAGCGCAAAUACGGUAUCUACCUGAAGACACACAAUCUAGGUUACUCCAUGCCCUCAAAGCCUUGAAGUCUGCUGCUGAUGAGAAUGCUUAGGUUGUAGGUCGAUUAUCACCGAUAAGCCUCAUAUAUUUGUAUGUGUAGAUGUUGAAUUUCUACUAUUUACCACCGAAAGCAUUUGCAAUGUAAAUAUAUGAAACAGCUUCCACUAUUAAUAUGUUCUCAAGUAUAUUUAAGAAUUUUCUAAUGACACUCCAAGUUCAUUACAAUUUUAUUUGUUUUAUACUAAUAUAUAUAUAUAUUUUUAUAAACUUAGAUUAGAAUGUCAUAAUUUGUUGCUGUAUGUGAACUAUGAAAAGAAAUGUUCUGUAUUAUUAGGAUUAGGAGCAGUUUGCAUGGUUUUAUGUUUAAUGUAUUUGGUAUGAUAUAUUUUCAUGCUAAGAAUCCCUGGGAACAAAGGUGCAUUUUUACUCUUGUAUUUAGUGACUACAAGACAAUGAUGUUAAUGACUAUUGAAACAUAUAAAUAUUCAUACAAUUCAAUUUGUUUCUAAAUUCUGAUUGAAUAUCAUAUUGACUAUUAAUGUAACACCUUGAUGAAUAUCCAUACCUGUGUUUAAAAAAGUACAAUAUAGAUCACAAAUUUUCUAUUGUUAUAGCUUGAUUAUUUUAAUUAUGAAUAUUUGUAAAGUAUAAAAUCAUUACCACAUCUUAAUUAUUAAGUAUUCUUUUUAUAGAGUACCAUCUCUUGAUUGACUAUCAAACUUUUGUAAUGUUGAAGCUUCAUAUUAUUAAAUUGUAGAAGGUAUACUGUAUAUCAUGACCAAAUUUUAUUUUAUGAAAGAUUGUAUUUAUUGUGUCUUAAUUUGUAUAAGUAUUUUAUGUAAUAUUCCAAAAGUAUAUGUAUCUCAGGAUAGAUGUGUAACAGAAAUGCACUAUAUUAUUUACUAACAAAUGUAUAUUUUUGAUAUAAUUUUCACAAGAUAUGGUAAAUGUUCUGAAUGAAACUGUAAAAAGGAAAUGCACCAUACCCAGAUGGUUUACUCUGAACAGUGUAAAUGUAUACAACAUUCCAUUUUUAAUUGAAGAUUUACUAAGCAUUAUUUCUUGCUAUGAUGUAAUAUCAAACAUCACCUAACCAUUAAGCCGAUUCAAAUCGGAUACAAACCAAAAUUUGGACCGCGCUUCCAAUGUGUUGAAUGCCAGCUUCCCUAUUCUUGACACCGAUUAAAUUUUCUGAUCGGUUCAAUAGGCAAAGAUAUUUACUAUAGAAAUGAUGGUACAGUAUAUUAAUUCAAUUCAACAUUAUAAUGUUAUAGUACAUGGACCAGAGCAGAAUUAUUUUCUUCGGGCAAAUUUUGAUUAAUAUAAUUACCAUUUAGUAUAUUGUGUGUAACAUUGAAUAUUCAAACUGCAUUAUACACUUUCCAUUUGAAGUUGUAGGCCUACAUGCUUAAGGAAAUUUCACAAGGGUCUGUUAUGUCAAUACUGUAAUUCCUUAGCUUUGUCACAUCAGCCAUGAAAAAAAAAAAAGGUGUGUCAAUCAUGCUUUUUAAAAUAAUAACCUUUUAUAUUUCAUGAGUGUGGGUGAUACCAUGUGUUUAAUGAGCAAUACAUUAUCCACACUGUUUUGCUCAAAUGUUUAUUGAAGGGGAAAAGAUAAUUUCAUCGGAGUCAAAUACUGACAUAGUGAUGACGUAUAAAACCCAAUUAAUUUUUCUCCAUUUUAAGUAAAAAAGGUCAUUGAAUAACCAGAUCCAAUUAAUCUUCUCUAUAGUAAGUCAACAGUAGUUAUACAUGUUAGUUAAAGCACAGCAUAUUUUGGAAAUAAUACAAGAACACCAAAGUUG
Anneissia japonica is the source of this 10893-nucleotide messenger RNA. RefSeq lists its product as uncharacterized. The record is from RefSeq and is a predicted model, not a curated record. NCBI's taxonomy places the organism in Eukaryota, Metazoa, Echinodermata, Crinoidea, Comatulida, Comatulidae. The coding region runs from base 66 to 9140 and encodes 3024 amino acids. The transcript is spliced from 60 exons. Gene Ontology annotation, molecular function: protein binding; protein kinase activity; ATP binding. Gene Ontology annotation, cellular component: protein-containing complex; plasma membrane. Gene Ontology annotation, biological process: heterophilic cell-cell adhesion; establishment or maintenance of epithelial cell apical/basal polarity; protein phosphorylation.